UUUAAGAAUAAUUAAGUUUUAGUAGUGACUAAAGCUUUUUUGAGGAUUAACAAAAUGAAAACCAUAUUUCUCGCCUUGGCCUUUUUGGGUUACACCCAGUGCGCCAAGUUGGACCACUUGAAAUACUUGCCACCAAACAGCAGACCUGCCAGUAGUGAGAGUUUCGACCAAGGAUUAGCUGCUCCAGAUUCUAAUGGACCUCAAUUAGUUGAUAGAAGCACCAAUAGUCACCAUUCUAGCCCAUCAGGUUUUGGUGGACAUUCUGGAAGUUCAUCUCAACCAUCUCAUGUAUCAAAUUUUGGACCUAGUGGCUAUUCUAACCCACAACCUUCUCAUCAUGGUCCAAGCCAAGUAGCUCCUGACAGCAACACUGCUGGAUCUAGUUCUCAAUCUUCUUUCUCUCCAAACCAACCUGCACCAUCCUCUUAUGGCAAAACCGACUAUUACUCUCAACAAAAGUACCAACCUUCAGCGCCACAAAACCAAAUCCCCAUAAUCAAAUUGGAAACUACUAACAACGGAGAUGGAAGUUAUAGUACUGCCUACGAAACUGGUAAUGGUAUUCAAGCUGCUGAACAAGGUGAGACUUCAGGUGAUAGCUCGUUAGUGCAAGGAGCUUACUCUUACACCUCUCCUGAAGGCGAAAAAAUCGAUUUGAGCUACACUGCUGAUGAAAAUGGAUAUCAUCCGCACGGUGACAACUUGCCUACUCCUCCACCUGUGCCAGACGCGAUUUUGAAAAGUAUUGAAUACAAUAAGGCUCAUCCUGAAGAAGAAAAUGACGAUGGAUCGUAUAAAGCUGACAGUCAAGGACAUUCUAGUAGUUCAAGACAAUAUUUGAGCCCCAAACCUGUCAAUUCAGCAUUCCAUGGUUUGGCUUCUUCACAAUUUGGACCUUCUAAAAAUUUAGAUUCCAAUGUUGCUCCAAGUCAGUAUUCUUCCCAAUUUAGUGGUUCUCCAAAUCAAGCACCUUCAGCUUCCUCUCAUGGAUCUAUCAGUGGAUAUGGCAGUCAUGCUGCAGCAUCUCCUCAAGCACAAUCAAAUGGUCAGAACCCAUCAAGUCAAUACUCUCCUCAGGCCUCUUCUAAAGCCCAAAAUCCUUCAGCUUUCUCUCAUGGAUAUUCUGCUCCUCACACUAGUGGUUCUUCAAGUCAUGGAUCUGCACCUGAAAACUCAGAUUCCAGUGUUUCUCCAACUAGUGUGUCUGGCCAAUACUCUCACUCCAAUAUUCAACCUCAAGUAAAUUCUGUUGGAAACCAAGGAUAUCAAUAUAAUGCACCAUCCACCGCAAGUCAAUACUCUCCUCAAACACCAACAGCUUUCUCCCAUGGGUCUGCUCCUGUUUCUCAAACUCCAUCAGCUUCUCAUGUAUCAAGUGGUUCUCCGAGCAGUGUUUCAGGUCAAUACUCUUCUCAGGCAUCAUCUAAUGCCCAAAACCCUUCAGCUUUCUCUCAUGGAUCAACGAAUGGAUAUUCUGCUUCUAAAUCCUCAGAUUCCAGUGUUUCUCCAACUAGUGUUUCUGGCCAAUACUCUCACUCCAAUCAUCAAACUCAAGGUUAUCAAUAUAAUGCACCAUCCACCCCAAGUCAAUACUCUCCUGCUCAAACACCAUCAGCUUUCUCUCAUGGAUCGAGCACUAAUUCUGCUCCAUCAGCUUCUCAUGUAUCAAGUGGUUCUCCGAGCAGUAUCUCAGGUCAAUAUUCUCCUCAGGCAUCAUCUAAUGCCCAAAACCCUUCAGCUUUCUCUCAUGGAUCAACGAAUGGAUAUUCUGCUUCUAAAUCCUCAGAUUCCAGUGUUUCUCCAACUAGUGUGUCUGGCCAAUACUCUCACUCCAAUAUUCAACCUCAAGGAUAUCAAUAUAAUGCACCAUCCACCCCAAGUCAAUACUCUCCUGCUCAAACACCAUCAGCUUUCUCUCAUGGAUCGAGCACUAAUUCUGCUCCAUCAGCUUCUCAUGUAUCAAGUAGUGGUUCUCCGAGCAGUAUCUCAGGUCAAUAUUCUCCUCAGGCAUCAUCUAAUGCCCAAAACCCUUCAGCUUUCUCUCAUGGAUCAACGAAUGGAUAUUCUGCUUCUAAAUCCUCAGAUUCCAGUGUUUCUCCAACUAGUGUGUCUGGUCAAUACUCUCACUCCAAUAUUCAACCUCAAGGAUAUCAACAUAAUGCACCAUCCACUGGUUUUGGUGCUUCUGGAACAGGAGCUGGAGAAUUUGGUCCAGGUUUUGCAGGAAACCAUGUGAAUCCAUCGAAAGUAGCCGGAGUUCAGGCUCAGGACGCAAAUGGUGCUUAUAUUUAUUGAUUUGCUUAUGUAGUAUUGAAAAUACUUGAAGUUUAUUUUGCCAAAAAUAUAAA
Messenger RNA from Ceutorhynchus assimilis (cabbage seed weevil), 2348 nucleotides. The record is from the annotation of a GenBank genome assembly. NCBI's taxonomy places the organism in Eukaryota, Metazoa, Arthropoda, Insecta, Coleoptera, Curculionidae.